AGAGCGCAGAGGGCAGCUCCUCUAAUGCCAUCUCCCGAGCGCGCCGAGGACGGUGACGACCAUACUCCACGCAUUCAUUCGAGCGCGCCGAGGAUCGAGGAUCGCGGUGACGCACCGAUGGUAGCAGGGGUGCGCGAAGAGAGCAGCGACCGUCGAGUGUCGUGAACGCGACUCGCGGGAGAGUAGGCGGGACCAUCGAGUCGAAGGCGCACCCACGCCGAGAAAGGGCCAAGCGUCCACCGCGUCAAGGACAGGUCACGCGUCCACUUCGAGGGAAGGGCGGUCACGCGCUCACGUCGAGAAGGGGCGGUCGAGCACCCCGCUUCGAGGGCUGGGGCGCACGGUCGGCGAAGAAUGGGAACAGAGCACCCUCCGCGGGCACGAGCAGCGGCGCGCCCUUCGAGAGUACAAGAAGCGGCGCUCCCUUCGAGAGUACGAGCAGCGGCGCACCCUGCGUGGGUACGAGCAGCGGUGCACCUUGCGUGGGUACGGAAAGCGGCGCACCCUCCUCGCGCGUCGUACAGUGACCCGCCUCCAAGAGUACGAGAAACGGCGCAUCCUCCGAGAGUACACGAAACGACCCUCCCUCCUCUCGCACUGUACCGCGACCCGCCCUCCGCGGGUACGAGAAACAGCACACCCUCCGCGAGCACGAAAAGCGACCCUCCCUCCGAGGGCACGAUAAGCGACCCUCCCACCGAGAGCACGAGCAGCGGCACGUCCUCGCGCGAGCAGCGGCGCGCCCUUGAGAGCACGAGCAGCGGCGCACCCUCCGAGAGUACGACAAGCGGCGCGCGCUCUGAGAGUACGGGAAGCAGCGGCGCACCCUCCGAGAAUACGAUAAGCGGCACGCCCUUCGAGGGCGCGAGAAGCGGCGCACCCUCCGCGAGCACGAGCGGCGGCACGCUUUCCGCGGGCACGAGAAGCGACUCCGCCCUUGGGAGUACGAGCAGCAGCGCACCCUUGAGAGUACACGAAGCGGCGCUCCCCAAGAGCGGUGGAGCGCCCGGGGUCGAGGGUGUACCCUACCUCCACAGUAUGAGACGAGCGGCGUACCCCACCCAUACAGUGGGGGAUCGAGGGGCGUACCUCACCCAUACAGUGGGGGAUCGAGAGCGCACCCAUGCCCCAAAGUAUGGGUCGAGAGCGCACCCUACCUCCAUAGAGGGGGUCACGGGGCGGGAGGAGGGAGCGAAUGAGGGAGGCGGGGAGGUGGAGCAACUUGGGGAGAUGGAGAAGUCGGGGAGGUGGAGCAACGUGGUUACAUAGAUGGUAGGAGAAGGCGGGUAGGAGGGCGGCGGGUAGUAGAGCAAUGCAGGGAGGCGGCAAGUAAAGAAAAAGAAGGCGAGAGAGUAGAGCGAACGAAGGCGGGAGCCUGGGCGCGACCUCGCCUCGAGUCGAGAGUCGAAGAUGCGGAGAGCGAGAUACGAGGGUCGGAGUUGGGUGAGGAGAGUCGCAGUCGAAGGUGAGGAGGGCGGAAGUUGAAUUUGUGUGAGGAGGAUCGAAGGCGAAGGUGAGGAGAGUCGAAGUCAAG
This is a messenger RNA of Schizophyllum commune H4-8, 1534 nucleotides long. RefSeq lists its product as uncharacterized. The record is from RefSeq and is a predicted model, not a curated record. NCBI's taxonomy places the organism in Eukaryota, Fungi, Basidiomycota, Agaricomycetes, Agaricales, Schizophyllaceae. Bases 355 to 1269 code for a protein of 304 amino acids. The transcript has a single exon.